This is a messenger RNA of Astyanax mexicanus (Mexican tetra), 4051 nucleotides long. Its product is annotated as calcium homeostasis modulator protein 6. Lineage: Eukaryota; Metazoa; Chordata; Actinopteri; Characiformes; Acestrorhamphidae. The coding region runs from base 3047 to 3673 and encodes 208 amino acids. The record is from RefSeq and is a predicted model, not a curated record. The transcript is spliced from 2 exons. Gene Ontology annotation, molecular function: monoatomic cation channel activity.
AUGUGUGAUUUAGGCAGAUCAAGGCUGCUCCGCAGCUGCGCAAACGGAGGAUAAACGUGCAAGCAGUAAUUGUCAGUGUUUAAUAUGUGGGGUGCUGAGAGGGGUAAAAUAAGAAAAGUAUUACACACCAGAUACUAUCAUAUGAGCCCCAGACAGUAUUAAGUGGGAUUAAUUUUCUAUGUGUUUGUUAAUAUAUUUUAAUAUUAGUAUUACGUGAGAACCAAAUCAUAUUAGGUAAGGACUUCAUACAGUUAAGUGAACACAAGGUUAUGUUAGGUGAGCACAAGAUAUCAUCAGCACCAGAUACAUAACCAAAUUUGGACAAACUUAAAUUGUAACAGUUACUUGGCAUUUAACAUCGUGUGAUAACAUCCAGAUUAAUGGUUUUGUUAAACUCAAAAACAUACUUUAAAUAAUCCCUUAAACCCUAGACUUCUUAAAUGACUACUAAUAUUUCAGUAGCCAUUAUAUAUAUUUUUUGUAACUAACGUGGUUUUCAUUUGGGAUUUCUAAAUUUUCCACACUAUAAAGAGCACUUACAUGCCUUUCAUUUUCCCCUAAAUUGUCAGUGCAUCGUAUAAUCCAGUGCACCUUAUGUAUGAAUUCUACCAGUCAGGUAUUAAGGAGCAGUAAAGUCACUCCGCUGAAGUACAGCAUUUUACAGAAGUUUCAGUUUAGUUCUCCAGCAGCAUUAGCAUUAGCUGCUAAACGUGCUAAGCGCUAGGUCUUUUGCUGUUACCCCGGCUAGCUGUGCUGGAGAGCAUUAUCUAUUAACUGCGUUAAGUGUUUUAUUAUAUUGGACUGUAGUCUGUGUGUUUACUGUGUUAAAACAAGCUAUGUGGGACGAACAAAGUUUAUAAAUAGUGUGCUUUAUAGUGCAAAAAUAUGUUAUUGCACUAUAAAGUCUUGGGUCUUUAGAAUUUAAAGGACAUGAAUACCUUUUAUAUUUGGUAAGUUUUGUGUUCAUUAAAAUUAAAACCUAGGCAGUGAAACCAUUAACAGUAAAGUAAACACUGCUUUGGAUUUUAAAAUCUUGUUGUUUAAGGCAUGUUUGGUGGAAACUCUUAGACGGACAGACAACUUGACCGUGUUACACAGGUAGAUGUCUAAGGUGUAAGCUAUUUGCCCAAGAACUCAUACUGAUGUAGUGUGGUUUAAUUACUGGAUUUUUUUUAAUUAAUUAUGCAGAAUCACCGAUCUAUGACCAUUAUUCCAGUUGUUCUUCCAGAUGUCUGUCUGUUUUUUCCAUUUUAUUUCUGAAGGCUGAUUCUAUUCUAUUGGCUCUGAAAGCCUGAAAGUGUAUUCCUUAUGUCUCUUCAUUCUCUUCUCCACCACCAGCUUAAACUGGAUUGUACUAUGGAACACUGUGGGUGGGUGGGCAACAAAAGGUUGUGCAAGGUUUCAUUCUAGAAAUGUCUGUUACACUGUACACUGACUGUAUGUGAUAAAACAUAGUCAUUUGUGUCCCGCAUGGCUGAAAUAUCAAAGAACAGAUUCCAAAUUUGUGGCUUCUGUAGUUGGCCUGUGCUGCACAUUUGAGUGUUUCUGUUGUUUACACCAUUUAAACCUCCUAAAGCUGAUGAGCUGCAGCAGAUAGGUUAGAGCAGGAAGUAUGACAGGGAAAACCACCUUAUUUAAGUCUUGUCGCUUUCUGUUUAAAAUCAGUGUUUGUUAGCUAGAUGAUAAAAAAGACAUUUUUUGCUUCCAUGUUGUGAUCUUGAUAUCUAUCUAUGCUCCACAUGUUUGUGGACAUCUCUCCAAAUUAGUGUACAGAUGUGAAAAUAAAUAUAUUGCCAAUGAGUGUUCUAAUACAUAUAUACAACACAACAGCAUAUCUGCCUUUCCAAUUCAUCCACCUGAACAUACUGUAUAUAAUACAUCCAUUUGUCCACCUGUAAAGCCAUAUUUUGAACAAUACAUCAAACUUAGUCAGCAUAUAAAUAUGUAAAAAAUUAACAUAACCGUUUUUUUUUAAGUACAAAGAAGCACAAAGGGUGUGUGCUAGGCAUUUUCUUGAUUUAAAUAUAUUCACUUUAGGUUUGGACAAACUCAACUGAACCACCCACCCCUCCAGUGCAGGCUUUUAUAUAACAUACAGAACAGCACCUUAAAUGAACCCAAAAACGCCUUCUUGAACCACUGUACAGUACACUUAUUGAACAGCACUGUAAACAGAUUUUUCAGCAGCCUAUUUUACCAACACUGUGAAACCAGUGAAACCAGGAUUAAAAUAAUCUAACAAACUGCUCUACAUACUGUAUCUCAGAAAUUAGUUCUUAAAUCAAGUCAAUGAGUUUGUGCUUUUUUUUUGUUUGUUUGUUUGUUUGUUUGUUUUUUGCUAUGUACUCUCUAAACACACAGCCCUAAGGUCACAGCGGGCUGGGCUGAAAGCAGAUUCAGAGUAAACCGUGUAAAAUCCAUCAUGGCUUCCAGUAAUCCUUUAUGCCUCUCUGGUUUUACAUUCGUAAGGCGCCACCUCGUGGGAAAGGGCAGGAUAACACCUGGUGUGUUGGGUGGUAAUUAUCUCAAUAUUUAAAAUUUUAAAAGGACAGCAGGUAUCUAUAAUAGAUAGAAACAUCAUAUAUUAUAUAAAAUAGUAGCAUGAUUUCAUUUGAACAAAUUAAAUGAUUUUAUUGUAUUGCAUUCAGUGUUUUAUUCACUAAACAGAAAACGUUUAUCAUGGAUGAAAAUGCGAAUAAAAACUGUCUAUUCAUCUGUCUAUCCCCUGGGUUGGGAGGGCGAACACACUGUACAUAGCACUGUCUUGUUCCACCCAAUGAGACAGCACCCUGAUUUUCCCUCCACUUUACUUCCCUCCCUCCAAUAGUCAAUGGGAAAAUCCAUUUAAACAAAAGCCCCACCUGCUCCCCACUGAGGUCCAAUGAUCUGGAGCGGUGUAGGUCCGGACGACACACCCCCACUGCUCAAAACCAAUAGGAAUGUCAGUGUUGUAGUUGGAAAUUAACGCGCGCCUCACUGAUCAGCUGCAAAUGAGUCCGUAACGGAGCGUGUGCGUCUGGGGUUUUCUGCACUUUCUGUCUUUAGUAUGGGAAGUAGACAACAAUGGCUCACGAGACUGAAGAAUGAGCUGAGCAACAGUCCUCUGGUCUCCAACGUGGCCUUCGGCUUCAUCCUGAUGGGGCUGGAGAAGCUGGUGGAGCUGGAGUUCGAGUGUCCCUGCAACCCGACCUGGAACGGGCUCUUCUCCUCAGCCUUCUUCAUCAUCCCCGCCGUCAUGGCCUUCACCCUCAUGCUCAUCAUUCAGGGCUGCAGGUGCGACACGUGGAGCCGCAAGAGCGUGUCCCUGUCCAGCGUGGUGCCCGCGGUGGUCUGGCUCAUCCUGCUCUUCCUGGACGGACAGUACUUUGCCUGUGCGAUGACGGACUGGGAGGGCAGGUUCGUCAUCGUGGACAAAGCUGCUCCUCAGAAAUGGUGCGAACCGGUGGGAGAAGAGGACCAGGAGGAGAGCACGCCUCCCCGGGAACUGAUGCUCCGCUCCCAGCAGCUGUUCGUGGUGUCUCAGGUUAUCGGCAUAGUGCUGCUGAUUUUUAUCUGUGCAGGGCUGGUUGUGUAUGUGAUUAGAGAGAGCUGCCGGAGGGACUGCCAAUCCCAGGACGCAAACGUAGCAGAAAUGACGUUGUACACCCCCAGCUCCAGGGCGAGGACAUCGUGAGGGAAGUGGGAUUCUUCUGUGUUUGUGUGGAAACUCAGUCAUAUCCACAAGAAGCUGAACCAGACCCUUCAUUCCACUAUAUAUAAAUAUACAUAUACCCUCCUUAUUUUUGAAUGAAUAGCUAUUUUUUUAAUGGUCAAGCUGUUCGUUGGGAGCUCAGUGUUUUGAAUAGUUCUGCUACGGGGGACACUUUUUGGUAAAACAAUGAAACAGGAUUUACACUAUUAAAACUGAUUAUUGGAAAAGAUGCUUUAGAUGCUGUGCUAUAUAUCUAUGGACCCAUGGUCACUUUCCAGCGGAUAGUAGUAGUGCACUUUUUAAAAAUGUGUUGAACUUGUGCCAUCUGUACCAAUCAAAAACUUAUUAUGCCAAAAACCA